CAUGUUCUUUGCCAUAUUGUGCAAAUAUUUAAAUAAAUAAAAAAUGGAAAUCUUAGAGAAUAGUGUCUGAAACUGAAGAUUGAAGAAGCCUCUGAUCUACUAGCGAAGAAAAGUAUUGGCACAUCGAUAGAUUAGAUAUCCAUAUGUACGUCGUCGUUUUGGCCCAAAAUCUCCAUUUCCUCUGAACCGAAGAAGAAGAAGAAGAAGAAGAAAUGGCGGGGAAGAUCAGGAACGAGGCUAGCAGUAGCAGCAACCCAAAGGAAAGCGUUGUUGUUGAUUUCGGAAGGCGUCGAAGCUCUUGCGGCUAUUGUAGAUCCAACGGUCCCAGUAGCAUCUCUCACGGCAUGUGGGCACAUAGACUUACAGUGGAUGACUAUCAAGUUCUUCUUGAUCGGGGCUGGAGAAGAUCUGGAUGUUUUCUUUAUAAACCAGAGAUGGAAAGGACAUGUUGCCCUUCCUACACAAUUCGCUUGAAAGCAAGUGACUUUGUUCCUUCUAAGGAGCAACUUCGUGUAUCUAAACGAAUGCAAAGGUUUUUAGAUGGAACCUUGGAUGUUAAAAGAGUUCAUGUCUUGGAGGACCCAAAUACUUCCAAGAAAUCAGAAAGCUUUGUCAAUCAUAACUACUCAAGACCCAUGUCAGAAGAAUCCCUAUCUGCUGGUAACGAAGAGGAGGAUGAGGUUGAAAAAUCUAUGCACUAUUUAUCAGAUCAAAUUGAUAAUGUAGUACACAUGUUCAUUGAGAAGGGGGAAUUUCCCUCUGGUAUUCAAUUACCAAAAGCUUCAGUCAGAAAGGUUUCGCAGGGAAAAAAAAAGUUGCUAGUCAAUGGAUCAGAAGAUCUUCUAUAUAGUAGCAAUAUAGCCUUUCAAAUUGCAGCAUCUAUAAAACGAGCACAAUCAAGUGACAAGGAUGGCAAUGAUUCCAAAUCAUCUAGAGCUUGUGAAAAGGAGAACGGGUCAUCUCCUAAAAUUAUUGCCGAAAAGCUGGUAGCAUCUUUAGAUCCAACAGUGAAAAAUUCUGAGCUGUCUAUCAGGGCUUGCAACGGACAUAUCAAUUUUUAUGCUUCUAGUGAGCCAGUUUCCCUGAGUGGAAAUGUUCAAAAUGCUACAGUUCCUAAAGCGUCUGGAAUGAAGCGUGAUAUUGGAGGAAGUUGUUUGAUUAGUUCUCAACAUUGUCAAGUAAAAAGGAGAAAGCUUGAGAUCCGUUUGAACAGGUCCAGUUUUGAUCCAGAAGAAUUUGCUUUGUAUAGAAGAUAUCAGCUCAAAGUACACAAUGAUAAGCCGCACAAGAUCACAGAGAGCUCAUAUCGCAAUUUUCUGGUUGAUACUCCAUUGUUACCAGUUUCUCCUACUGGUGAUAGCACAGUUCCUCCUUGUGGUUUUGGCUCUUUCCAUCAACAAUAUUUAGUAGAUGGCCAGUUAGUGGCAGUUGGUGUUAUAGAUAUCCUUCCCAGAUGUUUGUCAAGUAAAUAUUUGUUCUGGGAUCCAGACUUUGCCUUUCUAUCGCUGGGCAAGUACUCAGCGCUUCAAGAAAUAAAUUGGGUGAAAGAAAACCAGGUUUAUUGUCCUAGUCUUCAGUACUAUUAUCUUGGUUACUAUAUUCACUCUUGCAGCAAGAUGAGAUACAAAGCUGCAUACCACCCGUCAGAGCUUUUGUGUCCCCUUCGUUAUCAGUGGGUUCCAUUUGGCAUUGCAAGGCCUUUGCUUGACAAUAGGCCAUAUGUUGUCUUAUCAGAUUCUUCCAUUUUACAAAAUGGAGAGCUAUCCCUACCUCAAGUUUCUGAUGAUGUAAUGGGAAGUCAGCUUGAUGACAUUGGCCAAGAAGAUGCAAAUGAUGUUCCAAUGGAUGAAGAUGAAGAAACGGCUGAGUCUGACUUGGAAAACUCUGAUGAUGAACCUGGCCUAGAAACCACUUCAUAUGGUGAACCAGAAAACAGAGAUGUCAGCAAAGUUUUGCUAGGGUUGAAGGGACCUCGUGUGAGAUACCAGGAUAUGCGAAGUGUCAUUGGUCCUGAGCAGCGGAGUUACUUGGAGUCCCAGUUGCAGAAAUACAGGAAGGUUGUGGGUCCUAUGUUAUCUGAGAGAAUGGUCUAUUCUGUUGAAUAAUUUAAUUUUUAUCACUUGAGUUUAAUAGGAUGCUGCUGCUUAUUUACCCAGGGGAAAAAACUUUUCUCUGCAAAUGAGAUCCAUGUAUUAUGUAGUUGGAGCUGAAUUUGGUCCCUAAUUUUCUUAGGAAUCAUAUUGGCAACAACAAUUGUGUGAACCCUUUUAAGUUUUUGGUUAACGGAUUGUUUUG
Molecule: messenger RNA, 2295 nt
Organism: Gastrolobium bilobum
Lineage: Eukaryota; Viridiplantae; Streptophyta; Magnoliopsida; Fabales; Fabaceae
Product: arginyl-tRNA--protein transferase 2
Exons: 6
Coding region: 213-2105 (630 amino acids)
Biological process (GO): protein arginylation
Cellular component (GO): cytoplasm
Molecular function (GO): arginyl-tRNA--protein transferase activity
Source: RefSeq, a predicted model, not a curated record